Molecule: messenger RNA, 3123 nt
Organism: Propithecus coquereli (Coquerel's sifaka)
Lineage: Eukaryota; Metazoa; Chordata; Mammalia; Primates; Indriidae
Gene: CNTN2
Product: contactin 2 (axonal)
Exons: 22
Coding region: 1-3123 (1040 amino acids)
Biological process (GO): cell-cell adhesion
Molecular function (GO): protein binding
Source: RefSeq, a predicted model, not a curated record
AUGGGGACACCCACCAGGAGGAAGCUACAUGUGCUGCUGCUGGCUGCUGUGGCCCUUGUUGCUUCUCCAGCCUGGACUUCAGCCCGGGGAUCCCCAGCCACCUUUGGGCCUGUCUUUGAAGAGCAGCCCCUUGGUCUGCUGUUCCCAGAGGAGUCCACAGAGGAGCAGGUGCUGCUGGCGUGCCGGGCCCGGGCCAGCCCUCCAGCCACCUACCGGUGGAAGAUGAAUGGCACCGAGAUGAAGCUGGAGCCAGGUUCCCGUCACCAGCUGGUGGGCGGCAACCUGGUCAUCAUGAACCCCACCAAGGCACAGGAUGCCGGCGUCUACCAGUGCCUGGCCUCCAACCCAGUGGGCACUGUUGUCAGCAGGGAGGCCAUCCUCCGCUUCGGCUUUCUGCAGGAAUUCUCCAAGGAGGAGCGAGACCCAGUGAAAACCCACGAAGGCUGGGGGGUGAUGCUGCCCUGUAACCCGCCCGCCCACUACCCAGGCCUGUCCUACCGCUGGCUCCUCAACGAGUUCCCCAACUUCAUCCCGACGGACGGGCGUCACUUCGUGUCCCAGACCACAGGGAACCUGUACAUUGCCCGGACCAAUGCCUCAGACCUGGGUAACUACUCCUGUCUGGCCACCAGCCACAUGGACUUCUCCACCAAGAGUGUCUUCAGCAAGUUCGCUCAGCUCAACCUGGCUGCCGAAGAUACCCGGCUCUUUGCGCCCAGCAUCAAGGCCCGGUUUCCAGCAGAGACCUAUGCGCUGGUGGGGCAGCAGGUCACCCUGGAGUGCUUCGCUUUUGGGAACCCUGUCCCCCGGAUCAAGUGGCGCAAAGUGGACGGCUCCUUGUCCCCGCAGUGGGCCACAGCCGAGCCCACCCUGCAGAUCCCCAGCGUCAGCUUUGAGGACGAGGGCACCUAUGAGUGUGAGGCGGAGAACUCCAAGGGCCGCGACACCGUCCAGGGCCGCAUCAUCGUGCAGGCUCAGCCCGAGUGGCUCAAGGUGAUCUCGGACACCGAGGCCGACAUCGGCUCCAACCUGCGCUGGGGCUGCGCGGCCGCCGGCAAGCCCCGGCCCACAGUGCGCUGGCUGCGGAACGGGGAGCCUCUGGCCUCCCAGAACCGUGUGGAGGUGCUGGCGGGGGACCUGCGGUUCUCCAAGCUGAGCCUGGAGGACUCGGGCAUGUACCAGUGUGUGGCCGAGAAUAAGCACGGCACCAUCUACGCCAGCGCCGAGCUGGCCGUGCAAGCACUUGCUCCUGACUUCAGGCUGAGUCCUGUGAGGCGUCUGAUCCCUGCAGCCCGCGGGGGAGAGGUCGUUAUCCCCUGUCACCCCCGGGCAGCUCCGAAGGCCGUGGUGCUCUGGAGCAAGGGCACUGAGAUUUUGGUCAACAGCAGCAGAGUAACCGUCACUCCGGAUGGCACCUUGAUCAUAAGAAACAUCAGUCGGUCAGAUGAAGGCAAAUACACCUGCUUUGCUGAGAACUUCAUGGGCAAAGCCAACAGCACUGGAAUCCUGUCUGUGCGCGAUGCAACCAAGAUCACCCUAGCCCCCUCGAGUGCCGACAUUAACUUGGGUGACAACCUGACCCUACAGUGCCACGCCUCCCAUGACCCCACCAUGGAUCUCACCUUCACCUGGACCCUGGAUGACUUCCCCAUCGACUUCGAUAAGCCUGGGGGGCAUUACCGGAGGGCUAAUGUGAAGGAGACUGUAGGGGAUCUGACCAUCCUGAACGCCCAGCUGCGCCACGGCGGCAAGUACACGUGCAUGGCCCAGACGGUGGUGGACAGCGCAUCCAAGGACGCCACGGUCCUGGUCCGAGGUCCGCCAGGUCCCCCAGGAGGCGUGGUGGUGAGGGACAUCAGCGACACCACUGUCCAGCUGAGCUGGAGCCGCGGCUUUGACAACCACAGCCCCAUUGCCAAGUACACCCUGCAAGCUCGCACUCCACCUGCGGGGAAGUGGAAGCAGGUUCGGACCAAUCCUGCGAACAUCGAGGGCAACGCCGAGACCGCCCAGGUGCUGGGCCUUACGCCCUGGAUGGACUAUGAGUUCCGGGUCUUGGCCAGCAACAUCCUGGGCACUGGUGAGCCCAGUGGGCCCUCCAGCAAAAUCCGGACCAAGGAUGCAGCCCCCUCAGUGGCACCCUCAGGACUCAGCGGAGGAGGCGGAGCCCCGGGAGAGCUCAUCGUGAACUGGACGCCCAUGUCACGGGAGUACCAGAACGGAGACGGCUUCGGCUACCUGCUGUCCUUCCGCAGGCAGGGCAGCACUCGCUGGCAGACGGCCCGCGUGCCCGGCGCCGACGCCCAGUACUUCGUCUACAGCAACGACAGCGUCCGGCCCUACACGCCCUUUGAGGUCAAGAUCCGCAGCUACAACCGCCGCGGGGAAGGGCCCGAGAGCCUCACUGCACUCGUGUACUCGGCUGAGGAAGAACCCAGGGUGGCCCCCACCAAGGUCUGGGCCAGGGGGAUCUCAGCCUCCGAGAUGAACGUGACCUGGGAGCCCGUGCAGCAGGACAUGAAUGGCAUCCUCCUGGGGUACGAGAUCCGCUACUGGAGAGCUGGGGACAAAGAAGCAGCCGCUGACCGAGUGAGGACAGCAGGGCUGGACACCAGUGCCCGAGUCACUGGCCUGCACCCCAACACCAAGUACCAUGUGACCGUGCGGGCCUACAACCGGGCCGGCACUGGGCCUGCCAGCCCUUCCGCCAAUGCCACGACCAUGAAGCCCCCUCCACGACGACCUCCUGGCAACAUCUCCUGGACUUUCUCCAGCUCCAGUCUUAGCAUUAAGUGGGACCCUGUGGUCGCUCUCCGAAAUGAGUCUGCAGUCACUGGGUAUAAGAUGCUGUACCAGAAUGACUUGCACCCGACGCCCACGCUCCACCUCACCAGCAAGAACUGGAUAGAAAUCCCAGUCCCCGAAGACAUCGGCCAUGCCCUGGUACAGAUUCGGACCACGGGGCCUGGAGGGGACGGGAUCCCGGCAGAAGUCCACAUCGUGAGAAAUGGAGGCACAAGCAUGAUGGUGGAGAACUCGGCCGUCUGCCCGGCGCUGCACCCUGGCACCGUUCUCUCCCACUCCGUGGCGAUGCUGGUCCUCAUAGGCUCGCUGGAGCUCUGA